Ictidomys tridecemlineatus (thirteen-lined ground squirrel) is the source of this 3531-nucleotide messenger RNA. RefSeq names its product apolipoprotein L domain containing 1 (gene Apold1). The record is from RefSeq and is a predicted model, not a curated record. Gene Ontology annotation, biological process: regulation of endothelial cell differentiation; lipoprotein metabolic process; lipid transport. NCBI's taxonomy places the organism in Eukaryota, Metazoa, Chordata, Mammalia, Rodentia, Sciuridae. Gene Ontology annotation, molecular function: lipid binding. Gene Ontology annotation, cellular component: membrane; extracellular region.
AGGUCAUUUUCCACCAUGUCACAUCCUUCUGGGUGAAGGCAGCAGGGGUCAGGGCAGGAAAUGGCAAAUUCUCAGAAUGAGACAAAGCUUUCCCAGGGCGGCUAUUGGUUCCCUGGAACUAUAAAGCACACUCAUCCAGAAACAGCUUCGGAAUUUUCUUUCCUGGAGGCAGCCAGAAGUGAAUGGGCAUGGAGCGGCCUGCGGCCUGGGAGCCGCAAGGUGCGGAUUCGCUGCGUCGCUUCCAAGGGCUGUUGCUGGAUCGCCGCGGCCAGCUCCACGGCCAGGUGCUGCGCCUGCGCGAGGUGGCCCGGCGCCUAGAGCGCCUCCGCCGGCGAUCCCUGGCCGCCAAUGUGGCUGGCUGCUCACUGAGCGCCGCGGGCGCAGUCGCUGCCAUCGUGGGGCUUUCGCUCAGCCCUGUCACCCUGGGUGCCUCGCUUCUUGCGUCGGCUGUGGGACUAGGGGUGGCCACCGCCGGAGGGGCGGUCACCAUCACGUCCGACCUCUCCCUGAUCUUCUGUAACUCCCGGGAGGUGCGGAGGGUGCAGGAGAUCGCGGCCACCUGCCAGGACCAGAUGCGUGAGAUCCUGAGUUGCCUGGAGUUCUUCUGCCGCUGGCAGGGCCGCGGGGACCGCCAGCUGCUGCAGAGCGGGAGGAACGCCUCCAUGGCCCUGUACAACUCUGUCUACUUCAUCGUCUUCUUUGGCUCACGUGGCUUCCUCAUCCCCAGGCGCGCGGAGGGGGCCACCAAGGUUAGCCAGGCGGUUCUGAAGGCCAAGAUUCAGAAACUGGCGGAGAGCCUGGAGUCCUGCACCGGGGCUCUGGACGAACUUAGUGAGCAGCUGGAGUCCCGGGUCCAACUCUGCACCAAAUCCAGCCGUGGCCACGACCUCAGGAUCUCUGCUGACCAGCCCGCAGGGUUGUUUUUCUGAGAACAUCCUUUCCCCCUAAUGACCUCGGCCUGAAACUACUCCCAUGGGAUGCUCCAGAAAAACACCACUUUGGGCUAAGAACUGAGUGCAAAGAAUGUGAAAGUGGGUGGGUGCUCACAGCCCUUUUCCCAUCACUGACAUGCAGCCUGGGCUUGCAUAUUAGGAACUUCUCACUCGUGUGAUUCUAAUGGAGUUUGUGACCUGAAAACUCUUUUUCCUUUAUCAAGAACCUUUUAGACCUCACAUAGCUGUGCAGAUACACCUGUUUUAGAGUUAUUUCUAGUGGUAGGGGCGGGUCCCCGACCCCGCCCUGAUGAUUUGAGCUGGGGCUGGAGAGGGUGCCACCCUCUGGUUUCUCUCCAAAUCUCACUAGGCUUUGAGGUCCUCAAAAUGCCUGUGAGAGGAGACACUUGCUUUAAAAUCUCUCUUCAGGAGUUUCUGAUAAAAAGAACUCCAGAAUCCUGUUUGGGACCCAGAGAGGGCCAGGAGCUGACAUGCCCUCUUCUUCCUGCCCCCGCCCACAAAGUGUGGUCCCAGGACUGGCUCAUUAGUACCAUCCAGGAACUUGCUGGGAUCACCUAGUAAGUUCUUGUACUCGAUCCCAGAUUUAAGGAAGCAUAAAGUCCGAAUGUGGGGCCCAGCAACUUGUGUUUAACAAGCCCGCAGAUGAUUCUGAUGUACACUAAGCCUUGAAAACCACUGCAACAAAUGUCAAUUUAUGGUCCCUUCAAUGAGACUUUUCAAAGUCUCACGGCCUCUCUAGGGGCUCCUUGGUCUUCAGAGUCAUUCAUGGAAAGGCAAAGACUGUCCUAGAAGCAAAAGAAAGAAUGUAUGUGCGAGCAAGCCUGCUGGUCAACCCAUCCUGGGGAAAUUUUCCACAAGAACUAAGGGAUGUAGCUCAAUAAGUCCAUAAGAGGGCAGUGUCGCCCACUCAUUAUAGAAACUGGUACAGAAAGGAAUGUGAAUUUACCAGAAACAGAUAUUUCCUUAUUAUUUUAUCUGAGAACUCCAGACUACAAGUAUUUAUUUAUUUUAAGUUUGCUAUUUAAUAACUGUUUAUUAUUUUCAUUUAAUUUUAUUUACUCACCGUAAAGCAUGUUUCUGAAUGGAAGACUACUGAGACUUUUUUUAUUUUAUUUUUUAACUGAGGCUUUUUUUUUUUUUAAGAAAUGAAGUUGAGUUUGAUUUUCUAAGGGGUCUUUCUUAUUCAGAGGGAUUUUUUUCCCCUCUAGUGUUUUAAGUAAUUUUUAAAAAUAAAUGUGGGGAGUUCUGAACAGAGGGACCAGGAGCUGAUUUUAAGCUUGUAUAUGAUGGAGGCUUGAAUUGUGGGAUAUAUAAAUGAUGAAGCAUAUUUAUCCUGAAGGUACUUUGCCAGAAGAUAACACUUGACCUGGAAAAAGAACUUAUAUAGUUUAGGAAUUUUUUUAAAAAAUUCAAGGAAAUUGAAAGAAGUACUUAGUCGUUGGAAAUGUGAUGUCCUAUGAAGUUAUGUAUUAUGGGUGAUAGACAAAAUAGUUUGUGUUAGGUUGUUACGGUGAUGUGUCACAUUUUGACUUUGGAGACUGUAAGAAACCUGUUAGUUGUGUCUAAGAAAAUACUUUUCAUUUCUUCAAUUUCCAUUCCUACAAUUGUAAUGUUGAAAAAUAAGUUGGAAAGUCUUCAGGGUUACAUACAAAAAACUUGGCUGUAUUAUUCAAUAUGCUAUAAAUUUAUCUAGCCUACACCCAUGCUUCCCAAUGAUGACAGUGUGUCUGAGGAAUUAUAAUUUUAGCAGUAGGGGGAAGGUUUUGCCUCCCUUCUAAGUUGCAGUUGGUCUAUGUCCUGGUUUAUUAUGAAAUUAAUAUUGUCUUUUUUUAAAAAAAAUAGUGUAAUUUCCCAGACUGCCUUGCAUAGAUGCUAGCACGGUAGAUCACCAGAAUGUACUUCAAAUUGCUGUUGUGUUAAAUCAUAAAGGUAUAGCUAUCAUUUAUUGAUGCUUAAACUUGAAUUAUAUUCUUCCAGUGUCUGAACUGUUCCCUAGAAAUAAAUGGGCAAUUUUGAAAGCAGCAGCAAUAGUAGUGACAAACUUUUUUUUUAUCAUUUGGGUAUUUUAGUAUACCAAAGUUAUAAACUUCUGGAGUUAUUACUUUAUUUUAGUGACCAACUUUAUAUCUUUGGAAAUGUGUCUGCUUUUGAACAAUAGUUACACAUAGUAGAAAUUCAAUAAAUGCAUCUGAAUAAUUUAAUUAACUGGCUGUAUUAAUAGGAAUUUGUUGAUAAUGAAAUAUCAUCUAUCAUAUUAUUUGUCUGAUAUAAAGAUUGGAACCUCUACCAGUGUUUAAUCAAUUUCAGCUAAAUUGAUCCUAGGAAAAAAUAUUUCUUUCUUUCAUGGGAAUGUGAAUAAGGCUUUUCCUUAAGGUCUUCAUUCUAUAAACAAACAGGUUGCAAUGGUAUGUUGUAAAGGGAAGGGAAAGGUGUAUUUAGAUUAUAAGUACUACACAAAAAUGUCAGGGUUUGAAAAUGCAUGUGUUUGUACUAAAUGUUUAAGGGCUUCCCUUUUUUGUUUCUUGGGUUUACAAUCAUUUGGAUUAUUUUAUUUCACAAUAAAAGAUAUUCAUGUGGU